AUGAACCGUUUCUAUCACUAUGCAGUUGUGUUCUUCGUGAUCGCGUGCAACGUUAUGCACGGAAUUCAGAUUCACCUGGACGAAUACCACUUUGAAUCUUGGAGUGACGUACUAACCUACCCCAGUGAUUCGUACCACAUCGAAUAUAUUAAUAGCAACGACUUGUAUGGUUGGAGGAGGAAACGGGGAUUUUUCUCCUCGUUCAAAAUUCCGGGCUACACCGAGUACGUUGACAAAAACGAUGAGAAAACAGAAGCCGAGAAUACAAUCAUCACUUCUGACGCCGACGUCACAACCACCGUCAACUCCGAGAUGACUGCGACUGCGGCGAAUAUCAAGGCAACCUACAGGAGCUUAACGGACGCGACCCAAUCGUCUAAAGAGACACACAUCGUAUGUAUCGGGCCGGUCGUGGAGAAAAGCUUGGUGGAGGCCGGACAGUACCUGCCACUGGUUAAUAAGUUGACUAAGUACAUCAUACCUAACUUAUCGAUGUAUUACGUGGUCACGUUGUCCUUGAACGUGGCGUCAUUAACCACGCAGGGGGCCGAGGACUAUGCAAACAACGAAGUAACCGGAGCUCAGACCGAACCCGAUGAUGGUGCUACGAUUGGUCAAUAUGCGACUGGCAUAUACGACAAGUUUAAAGAUGCUUUUAAAACACAUUUUGGACACGUUACGAAUUAUUUCUCGGAUAGAGAAAAAACAAAUUCAUCGGUAGAAACGCAUAGUAUUUUCGAUCACUUGAAAAGUAAAAUUAAUAUUUUUGGCAGUUUUAUGAACAGCGUCGACUCACCCCAAACUGAAAACAAAGAAACCCAAACUGAAACAAUAGUAACACAAACGUAUAUGGAAGGUUCUCAACCCCCCAUAACCAACACGAUUGUAACAAAAACAUAUGAAAGUGGUGAUGAAUCGAUCCACCAACCAACAAAUGGCGAAACAAAUAAUGUCAUAUUCAACACUAAACUAUUAGAGAAUGGAAAACAAAAAAUUGGUAAAAUAAUAACUGAGAUGAAAAAUGAAUUUAAUAGCAAUGAAAACUCAGCGAAUGACUCUGAUGUUGAAGCUUACGAUGAUGAUAAUGAUGAUGAACCCAUGAACGAUGAUGAUAAUGAUAAUGAUGAUGAACCCAUGAACGAUGAUGAUAAUGAUAAUGAUGAUGAACCCAUGAACGAUGAUGAUGAUGGAACCAUGAACGAUGACGAUGAUGGAACCAUGAAAGAUGAUGAUUAUGGACCUAUGAACGAUGAUGAUGAUGAUGAUGAUGGAACCAUGAACGGUGAUAACGAUAAAAACAAUAAUAUUCAAAUAAAUGAAGAAGAUUUCAACAAAGUUAUGCAAGAAUCCAUGGUUUUCCAGCCUGACUUUAUAAAAACACUUGAUGGCAAGAAGUUGUUGAACCGCAUAGAUGAAGUGCAAAAAUCAUUAUCAAAUCCUAACCCCAACAAUAGAAAAACAUUUGAAGCUUUAACAGAGGAAUUGGGCAUUGAUAAACUCUAUUCUGAUGAUCAUGUAAAUGAACUAAUCGACGUUCUCGAAAAAAUUACGAACUAUUUCAUAGUUAAGGCUAUUGAAAAAAAUGAAUCAUUAACGAUGCCACCCACAUCAUCCACACCACCCACACCACCUAUGGAUUAG
Messenger RNA from Macrosiphum euphorbiae (potato aphid), 1641 nucleotides. The record is from the annotation of a GenBank genome assembly. NCBI's taxonomy places the organism in Eukaryota, Metazoa, Arthropoda, Insecta, Hemiptera, Aphididae.